This is a messenger RNA of Saxophila tyrrhenica, 1188 nucleotides long. RefSeq lists its product as uncharacterized. NCBI's taxonomy places the organism in Eukaryota, Fungi, Ascomycota, Dothideomycetes, Mycosphaerellales, Extremaceae. Gene Ontology annotation, molecular function: phosphoric diester hydrolase activity. Gene Ontology annotation, biological process: lipid metabolic process. The transcript has a single exon. The record is from RefSeq and is a predicted model, not a curated record. The coding region runs from base 1 to 1188 and encodes 395 amino acids.
AUGGACGCAGACCUUGAGAAGUCUGCCCAGUCCAGCACUACAUCCGGCCAUAACCGUCUCCAUACCUCGAAGAAAAGACCAUUGGACACCACAAAAUGGAUGGCGUCCAUAGACGACGAGACUCUACUGUCCAACCUGACCAUCCCCGGCACCCACGACUCCGCCGCCUACACCAAAACCUGGGCCCCCUUCGUGCAAACCCAAACCCUCCCCAUCCGCGCCCAACUACGCUCCGGAAUCCGCUACUUCGACCUGCGCUGCACGCUCCGCAACAACGUCCUCGAAAUGUGCCACGGGAUCCGCUACCUCAACCUCACCCUCGCCUCCGUCUUGCAGACCAUAUACACUUUCCUCUCCAACCACCCGAGCGAAGCGUUGGUCGUGCAGAUCAAACAGGACCGCCGCUCCCAGAACUCUAGCGUCUCAUUCGCAGAAGCCGUCAUAGAGCUCUUAACACAUCAAUCGUCCCACUGGCGGACCGCAAAUACCCCAACCAUUCUGGGCGAACUACGCGGCAGGAUUCAACUAUUUCGUCGGUUCAACAUCACUGAACCCGGAGCCGCAUACGGCAUCGACGUGACGGAAUGGCAAGAUAACCCCACCCGGCCCUUCACAAUCUACACCUCUCACAGCACCCGUCUGACGAUCCAAGACCACUACAGCUUCCCCUCUGGCGCCACUCUCCCAGACCUCAUCCGGAAAAAGGGCGGUGCGAUCUCUGAGCUGUUAACGAUGGCAUCCAAGGAUCCGGAUCCAUGGCAUUGGUACGUCAAUUUCACGAGCGCGUACGAGUUGAGUCUGCGAUAUCAGAUUCCGCCGAGGCCGAUUGCCGCCGGCGGUUGGUGGGGGUUUCGAUGGGAGGAGGGGGUUAAUGUAAGGCUGAGGGGUUGGUUGGAGCAGAAGAGGAGGGGGAGGUUUGGGAUUGUGGCUAUGGAUUUCCCGGAGGUGGACGGCGGUGAGUUGGUGGAGGCGUUGGUGAAGACCAAUUUCAGGCGGGAUGAGAGGCUGGAUAGGGAGAGGAUGCGUUGGCUUGUCAUGGGUGUGGUCGUGCUACUCUACGUCUUUUGGAUCCUUUGGCGAGGUUUUGGAUGGUGGAUGAGUGGUGGCCCGCGUGCUGCGUCUGGAGUGGACAGAGAUGGGCUAGAUGCGCCUGUACAGAGCUCUGUAGCUGUAGAUUUUGUAAGCUGA